GCGGUUGCACUAAGCGUGGGGAUGUUUUGUUUUAUUGAGGUUCUUUCCCCUUCCUCAGCACCUCCUUAGAGUCGUCAGGGUGUUUCCUGCACUGCCAGCUGCUUUUGUUGGUAUUUUUAUCUCUUCCUGCAUGCGAUGGCAGGGCGUGGGUAUCUGCCAUCACCAGCAGCUUGCAGGCACAGGGCUCGUGGCUGGGAGGGGACGGCUGCUCGCCGGGGUGGGCAGCAGCGGGGCAGAAACACCGCUGUCGGGCCUUGUGCUCUGCAAGGUGGCAGCCUGGGAGCAGAGUCCUCCAGCUCACACUGCUCACUGGACUCUCAGCCCGAAGUUAAACCUUCUGUAGCUCCAGCAGGGACUGGAUCAGGUUCCUGGCAAAUGCCCUCCAGCCAAGUCAUGCCCUCUAAGUCUCCCCUUUACAAGGCUGCGGACGGUAGCACCCUUACAGCAGGGAAAGACGCAUCCUCCACCCUGCUGGUGAAGCAACUGGCACUAACGAGCCCUGGUUCCAGGCUGGGCUGUGGGGCAGGGUGCCCCGGUCAGGUGCCCACGGCUGCCCAGCAGGGCCGUGCCAGAGGAGGACAGGCACGACAGCACUGCCAUCAGCUGCGUGUGACUUCUGUCACCCAGAGUCGCCUCCAAGGCGGAUGGGACGCAGGGAAGUGACACCACCCAGGGUGACAUUCCUGGGCAGGGCUUCCUCUCCUCCUGGAGCAGCCCGAGUUUGCCAAGAGCCCCCCUGCUGCACUCACAGCGGGGUGGGCGCAAAGGCAGGUGCUUGGCACGCAGCGCUGCCUCGCCACGAAGACCUUCCCCCUUCCAUUCGGAUGCUGUCACCAGCUCCGCAUUUCACCCCCAAAUAAGGCUGUCACAAGGGCAGGUGAGCACAAGCACACUUGAAUUUCACCAGAGAUACCCCUCAGGAGCCUACAGUGCAAAAGGCACUCCAAAAAGACAUGGAGCUAUUUCCCUGGGAGGCUCUUCCACCCGGCAAAGCCGCCCAGGCGGUGUCAGGUGCGAUGGAGCCCGUGGCUUGGCCCCGAUGGAGGGGCACGGGGCAGCUGAGCCGUACAUCCCGGCGAUGCGCCCGAGACGCCUCACAGAGCUGCGGGUGCUGCCGGUGACAGGUGGAGCCCACAGAGGAAGUGCCCGGCAGCGAGAGCCACGCAUCGAAGGAAGGAUGUUCGGGCACAUGCAGCUGCCGGGAGAUGAGGUUACAAUGCAAAGCUAAACAAAGAUCUCAGCGAGAAGGAAACGGAUCCCUCCUGCCGCCUGUAAGGUAGGAGCCCGGCAGCGGCUGCUUGACAUCAUCGGGACGAGCAUUGGAUUACAGCAGGCAGGGACUCACCCGGCGGGGAGCAGAACACGCCCCUCGGCCCCACAAGUGCAACUUCAUUUAGCAGCUCCCAGCACAAGGAAGCCGUGAGUCUGGAGCUGGCUGCGGCCAACCUGGCUGGCGGGGCGCGUUUCCAGCCCUGAAUCCCUCUGGCAGCAGCGGGGCUUUGGGACUCGAGCAGCAGCCGGAGCCGUCGUGCCCAAGCCACUGCCCUGCUGUGUAUGAAGCUUGUCUGAAGUCAUGUCCAGAAGGAAAGUCAACUAACCCAGGAUUUUGGAUGUGCAUAGAAAUUCAAUGGAGGUAGAGUCCAGCACAUACACUGACUUUAUUUCCUGCGAUCGGGCUGGCCGGAGGAACGCUGUCCACGACAUCCAGCGAGAUGCAACCACCAUCAGCAUGCGCAAGCUGACCGAGGACAUCAGUGACCUCACCGUCGAAGGGGCAGACAGCGAAGCACCUAGCACCUCUUCUGAGAGCGACCCUGGAGCACGACCAAAGGAGCAAGAAAACAAACCCUCUCCAUGACAGCGUGCAGGGGGCGGGAUGGGGCAGCAGGAGGGACUUGCUGUGAAUGUUAAACGAGAAUUUGCUAUUGAAUUUGUGGACAAAAGCCAACCUGGACCAGGCAGUUGUCUGUCACACGCCUCUGCAGCAGCCAUUUUGUUUAGAACACCGCAAGAUGCUGCACAAGGACUGGUACCUCCAAAAGACUUCUGCUCCCAUCCCUAAUGAUUUAGAGCAACACUGCAGUGUUUGUAGUGACAUGAGCCAUUCUCAAGAUGCCUUAGCUGCAAUUUUCCCCUACGGGAAAAAGCGAUUUCAGUAAUAAUAUACACACCAGACUUUCCUGUCCAAGGUACCUUCCCACUAUUGCAAAUUUAGCCUAUUAUUUAUUCCGUUUCCGUAGAUUAGAAGUUUAGACAAUUGGUUUUUCCACACACUGCCCUCAUCCUGCAUCUCACAGCUGAGCUGGCCUCCGGACUGCCCGUGGGGCCGCUCGCCAGGGCAGGCAGCAGGGGGGACCUGUCCCGUCCCGCACGUCCAUGGCCAGCCCCAUGCAGCCCCACUGCUGCUGCUCAGCACCAGGAAAGGACCAAAGCACAGCCCUGUGUGGACAAGCUCCACCGAGAGGCCCAGCAGCAUCAGCCACAGGCAUCUUUUUCUUUGGGUUUUAGCAUUUUAAAGUAUUGUUAAGGGGAGGGGAGAAACAUUUUGCUGUUUUGACUGUUGAAAUUCAGGCUUAACUUCGCAAGCUGUUAGCUGAGAUUAUCUCCGGUAGGAUCUCACACCAUUCUCUCUUUUAGGAGACAUGUUUUGUGUUAAAGAUGGUUUGAUAAAACUAUAUAAGCUGUUGGAAUAAAUAACACAGCCUUCAAGUACUGAAAGUAUUCUGCCUGGAUGGUUGUUCUUCCUCCGUUUCACCUUGUAACAGGUUGGGCUGCAAGGAGGUUACACCAGCCUCUAACAGGGAGAUAGGGAACUGUAUGACAAGAGAGUCCCUUCUGUUUGGGGCUGUGAAACCUCCCCAAACAUUUGCAGCUCCCAGUUAGAAGCAGAUUUAAAGUUGGGGGUGCAGAAUGCCAAAAAUCUGCCCUGACUUGCCCAGGUUUGCUGCAAGGCACCGCUUUUCCAGGUUUACUGGAAGUCAAGCAGAGUAAAGCUGGCUUAGGACUUGGCAGAGCAGCCGAGACACCAGGAGAAGAGAUGCCGGUGGGAAGAGAUGUCCUCAGCACAGCACCAGGCUACAAGGACAUCCAUCACUCACGUUUCAUCCACCCAGGACAGAUGAUCCCAGCAGAGCUCUGGGAGACGGCUCCAGCCCCACAGGGAUCGGUCCUGCAAUGGACAGGGCAAGGCAGAGCCAGCCUGAGAAAGCCUUCAGCAGUGACAUGGGGACAAGCACCUCGACAGCUUCGGGAAGAACUGAACGUUACAACUCUGAGAUUUAUCAGAGCAAACAAGGCCAUAAAUAAGCAGAGAAGUUGCUGCCAGACAGCAGGCGAAUUGUCUGUGGGUCUCCAAGAAGCGAUGGCUGCGGGAACAGGACAGAGAUGGAUGUUGCUCCAGCCUGCCCAGGAAACAAGGACUUGGCAGCCAGGUAGAGGCUGCAUCUGCUUCCUUGGCAGCCCCACACAAGCUCCCCCCGAGCUGCCUGGAUACUAUUGCAGCUCUGUUCCCAGACGGCGGCCAAGAGCCUGCUCCCUUUUCCCCGUGCUGAGGGGCAAACAAGCAGGUAGCUCCUGAUCUUGGCUGACAGGCGGUUUGGUCUUCAGGCCCUAUUUCCAGCUCUCCUCGCUUCCACCGAGCAGUAUUUUUGGCUCAGACACGUAUACGAAGCAAGCUGAAAGGCAGUGCAGAGGGACUGUGCACCACGCAUGACCUCCAGCAGUCAAGAGAAGGCUAAUCUUGGGUCUCCCUGGUCAGAAGAUAGCUGCCACAGUUAUAUUUAGGCAGAUCACCAGUGACCCGUCGGCCAGCCACCCUCGGAGCACAGGCAUCAGGUUCCCCCCACAAGUAAAAGAGCCAGGUCAGCUGCCAUCGCUGCAGGACCAAGGGCACUGGAUGAAUCCAGCGAUGUCCUGACUUGCAGAGCUGCUGAGUGCACAGAUGCUCUGAGCCCCUGAUUUCAGCUGAACAUACAGGCAUGAGGGACCUCCACCAGCUCCACCCGAGUGCUAAGCGAUGGGAAAGUCGAUCAAAAAACACCCAAAACACCCUCCUGCCUGAGCUGAUACCACAGUCCAGAAGCCUUGCAGACCAGACCGUACUGCUUCUGGCCCUCAGCAUCAACAAAGCGUGCAAAACUCAGGAAGUGGGGAGAAAAUAUCAACUAUUUGUGAUACAUGACAGAAAAAGUGAUAAGGAUUCUGCUUCUAGGGUAAGAUAUGCAUUUCUACGAUUACUGAAAAGACGCAAGGUUGGAACAACUUGCAUCAAUAAGUCCAGCUUGUAAGUCUAACAAGGGAGCAUGAGUACCUUUCCUCUUCUGUGCCCUACAUUAAAACUUUCAAAGCUACCUGCUAGCAGUGGGAGGCAGGAAUUGGGCUGCCACACCAACCAAUUGACCCCUCUGCCUCUAGCAGGGGUACAACGGCUCACAUUGCAGCCUGCGGAACAGCUCCUACCAGUCAUCUCCCUUGAGCAGAAAGGCGAGAGGAUUUCUGUUUUAAUAUAAAUUUGUUAUUUUAUUAAACGGGAUUAACAAUCAACUGUCCAGGAUCCAAACAAGCAGCUUCUUCAGAAACAAAUUUUGGAGAAAAAUUAACUCAAAAAAGCCUGGCUCUAACAGCAACCAUAUUCUUAAAAGUGAUGAUUUAUAAUUUGCUUACAAAAAAAAAAAGUUAGAAAUUCACUCUCUCCUAUCUAUCUAGGUGUAUAUAUGCACCACGUAUUUCAGAGAUGAGUAUUUUACUCAGAAGACAAAUAUGGAAGCCUAGAAAGAAAGGAAACAUUCCCAGCACUGGGGCGCUGCUGGCUGAGGCUGGGCAGCCACUGUCCAGGACCACCACGGCCCUUCGCCAAAGGCAACUUUUUGGUGUAGUAUCUUUGGAGCAUGCACCUUCGCAGACGCCUGGGAUGCUGCAGCAUGCCACACACACCACGCUCCCUCCUCAUGUGCAUCGAGGAGCUCUUUGUCAGUAGGAAAACUGUCACUUCUCUGGCUGCAUGGCUCUAUUGCAUAUUUAGUAAAAAUACUGUAAUGCACCAAAACGGCUUAGGAAUUUUGGUGAAUAUUUCCUUGCAAGUUCUCCACCAAACUCAAGGUCUGACUCCUAGCAGGUGUUGUGGUUAAGCGAGAAAAGCAAUUCAGAUGGGACCUGAGUCAAUAUUUGAUAUUGGGCCCUAGCUUAUUAAUCACUGAGUUUAAUAGUGCCGUAAGAUCAUGUCACGUUAGGAAAAGCGCAGAAUGGUUAAAACAGGCAAUCGAGCACAAUUUUUCUAAGGUCCUAAACAAGGAUGCAGGAAGAGCAAAAUGCAGUUUACAGGAAUCGUCUAGGAUGAGUACAAAACUGGGGAAGUCCCAGAAGGCAGAUUUGGGCCCAAAAUGGUAAAAAUCCAUUCCAACUUCCUAUGCAUGUGUGAGCACGCUCACAGCCAGCUGUGAGCUCAGCUGGAGCCCACGGUGUGCGCUUCCGCAGCAGUGACGUUGUAAGGCCCGAUACACAGAACUCCUUGGCUGAGGGAGGAUGCCAAAAAAGGCUUUU
Molecule: messenger RNA, 5538 nt
Organism: Cygnus olor (mute swan)
Lineage: Eukaryota; Metazoa; Chordata; Aves; Anseriformes; Anatidae
Gene: PKIG
Product: cAMP-dependent protein kinase inhibitor gamma
Exons: 4
Coding region: 1628-1858 (76 amino acids)
Biological process (GO): negative regulation of cAMP-dependent protein kinase activity
Cellular component (GO): cytoplasm; nucleus
Molecular function (GO): cAMP-dependent protein kinase inhibitor activity
Source: RefSeq, a predicted model, not a curated record